UAUAUAUAUGUGUGUUUAUGUGCACCCUUGUGGUGACUACAACAGAAAAGGUUGUACCUUUUUUUUGAAGUCUCUUUUGGGUUCAGCAAUGGCUGUGUUCAUGGCAAUAUUGGGUGUAGUGGUGGUGCUCUGUUUUUGCUCUGCUCUCUUGAGGUGGAAUGAAGUAAGGUACAGGAAAAAAGGUUUGCCUCCUGGCACAAUGGGUUGGCCAGUUUUUGGGGAGACAACAGAGUUUCUCAAACAGGGUCCAAACUUCAUGAAAAACCAGAGAGCAAGGUAUGGCAGUUUUUUCAAAUCCCACAUACUUGGUUGUCCUACCAUUGUGUCCAUGGAUCCAGAGCUUAAUAGAUACAUCCUAAUGAAUGAGGCAAAAGGUCUUGUUCCUGGAUACCCUCAAUCCAUGUUAGAUAUCUUAGGCAAAUGUAACAUUGCAGCUGUUCAUGGCUCCACCCACAAGUACAUGAGAGGAGCACUGCUUUCCAUCAUUAGCCCCACCUCGAUCAGAGAUCAGCUUUUGCCAAAAAUUGAUGAGUUCAUCAGAGCCCACCUUAGCAACUGGGAUAACAAAGUCAUCAACAUUCAAGAGAAAACCAAGGAGAUGGCCUUCCUCUCAUCUCUGAAGCAGAUUGCUGGCAGAGAAUCUGUCUCGUUGUCUGACUCAUUCAUGACAGAGUUCUUUAAGCUUGUUCUUGGAACCAUUUCUCUACCUAUUAACCUUCCUGGGACAAAUUACCACCGUGGAUUCCAGGCAAGGAAGACUAUGGUCAAUGUUCUGAGUAAGCUACUGGAGGAAAGAAGAGCAUCCAAUGAAACCUACCAUGACAUGCUUGGUUGCUUGAUGGCAAGAGAGGAAAACAGAUACAAACUAAGUGAUGAAGAAAUCAUUGAUCUGGUGAUAACGGUCAUAUAUUCUGGUUAUGAAACUGUUUCAACUACAUCAAUGAUGGCAGUGAAGUACCUCCAUGACCAUCCCAAAGCUCUUGAAGAACUCAGAAAAGAGCAUUUGGCCAUAAGAGAGAGGAAAAAGCAUGAUGAGCCAAUUGACUGGAAUGACCUCAAGUCAAUGAGUUUUACUCGAGCGGUGAUUUUUGAGACCUCUAGAUUGGCCACAAUAGUUAAUGGGGUCCUAAGGAAAACCACUCAAGACAUGGAACUAAACGGCUAUUUGAUUCCCAAAGGAUGGAGAAUAUAUGUGUACACAAGAGAGAUCAACUAUGACCCUUUUCUAUAUCCUGAUCCUCUCACUUUCAACCCAUGGAGAUGGCUGGAUAAGAGUCUCGAAUCAAAAAACUACUUCUUGAUAUUUGGAGGAGGCACCAGACUAUGUCCAGGAAAAGAGUUGGGAAUAACAGAAAUUUCCACUUUCCUACACUACUUUGUAACCAGAUACAGGUGACAGAUUAAGUUAUUCACUUGAAUUUAUCUUCAAUAUACUUUCAGUGUAAAAAAAUUUACAUUCUGAAUCAGUCAAAAGUCAUGAUGGUCCACUGAAAUCAGUUUACAUUAUUCAUCAAACAUGAUGGUUACUAAAUAACAGUAUCAAUAUCUUGCAAACUGUGACUGUAUAAUAAUAUAACAGUAUAAAGUUCCUUAAUACUACUUUAUUCAAUCAAACAUUUGGUGGGCACAAAGAAUUUGUAAAAAUUUGAAAAGAAGUAUUGUUUACUCUACCUGCUUUUGACAAAUUUGGAUUCUCUAAAUGGCUCACAUACAUCUAGAGAAAUUAUUAUUAUCCAUCAUUGAGCAUUUAUUUGUCUGGUUUGAAAUUU
Molecule: messenger RNA, 1769 nt
Organism: Vigna umbellata (rice bean)
Lineage: Eukaryota; Viridiplantae; Streptophyta; Magnoliopsida; Fabales; Fabaceae
Source: RefSeq, a predicted model, not a curated record